This is a messenger RNA of Lagopus muta (rock ptarmigan), 5260 nucleotides long. It is a transcript of the gene NUCB2, whose product is annotated as nucleobindin 2. NCBI's taxonomy places the organism in Eukaryota, Metazoa, Chordata, Aves, Galliformes, Phasianidae. The record is from RefSeq and is a predicted model, not a curated record. The transcript has 13 exons. Gene Ontology annotation, cellular component: endoplasmic reticulum-Golgi intermediate compartment; extracellular exosome. The coding region runs from base 174 to 1541 and encodes 455 amino acids. Gene Ontology annotation, molecular function: calcium ion binding.
GCGGGAUCUGUCCCCAUGGAAACGAGAGCCCGGGCCGCCGGAACGCCACCGGGCUGCCGCAUCGUGACGCGCAGGUCCUCGGCGGGACCCCCGGGAGCGAUUCCCUUUCCUCACUUCCACGCGCGGUUUCCAUCUGAGAGGCGGCGGCUCCUCUCACGCCGCCGGGACGCAAGAUGAAGUGGCGAUCUCUCCUGCCCCAACAAUGUAUUUUGCUGAUACCAUGUCUCCUAGUGGCUUUGGAAGCUGUACCUAUAGACAUAGAUAAGACAAAAGUCAAAGGAGAAGGUCACGUGGAAGGAGAGAAGAUAGAAAAUCCAGAUACAGGGCUCUAUUAUGAUGAAUAUCUCAGACAAGUAAUUGAUGUCUUGGAAACAGAUAAGCAUUUCAGGGAGAAGCUCCAGACUGCUGACAUAGAAGAAAUAAAGAGUGGAAAACUAAGCAGAGAGCUUGACUUAGUAAGCCACCACGUGAGAACACGACUGGAUGAACUCAAGCGACAAGAGGUGGCAAGAUUAAGAAUGUUAAUUAAAGCCAAAAUGGAUUCUGUUCAAGAUACUGGCAUAGACCAUCAGGCUCUCCUUAAACAGUUUGAGCACCUGAACCAUCAGAAUCCUGACACGUUUGAGCCUAAGGACUUAGAUAUGUUGAUCAAAGCAGCUACAAGUGAUCUGGAGAAUUACGAUAAAACCCGCCAUGAGGAAUUCAAGAAAUAUGAAAUGAUGAAAGAACAUGAGAGGAGGGAGUAUUUAAAAACAUUGGAUGAAGAAAAGAGGCAGCGCGAAGAAUCCAAAUUUGAAGAGAUGAAAAAGAAACAUGGAGAUCACCCUAAAGUUCACCAUCCUGGAAGCAAAGAUCAAUUGAAAGAGGUAUGGGAAGAAGCGGAUGGGUUAGAUCCAAAUGAGUUUGACCCCAAAACAUUCUUCAAAUUACACGAUGUCAAUAAUGAUCGUUUCCUGGAUGAGCAAGAAUUGGAAGCUCUGUUUACAAAAGAGCUAGAAAAGGUUUAUGAUCCGAAAAAUGAAGAGGAUGACAUGGUUGAAAUGGAAGAAGAGAGGCUGAGAAUGAGAGAACAUGUAAUGAAUGAGGUUGACAUCAACAAGGACAGAUUAGUAACUUUGGAAGAGUUCCUACGAGCUACAGAAAAAAAAGAAUUUUUGGAGCCAGAUAGCUGGGAGACACUAGAUCAACAGCAGCUCUUCACUGAGGAUGAACUGAAGGAAUUUGAAAGUCAUAUUUCUCAGCAGGAAGAUGAACUCAGAAAGAAGGCAGAAGAACUUCAGAAACAGAAGGAGGAACUACAGAGGCAGCAUGACCAGCUUCAGGCUCAGAAACAAGAGCUUCAGCAGGUUGUAAAACAGAUGGAACAAAAGAAACUGCAGCAAGCAAAUCCGCCUGCAGGACCAGCUGGAGAACUGAAAUUCCAGCCCCCUGGCGAACACAAAAUUGAAGAAGCACCAAAACAUCCUGCAGGAGGUGAUCAGCCUUUACCACCAGGACAUAUCCAAGAACCAGCUGCUAGAACUGAUCAAGUUCACCCUUAACCACUCGUGCCUCAACUUUAUAGCAUCUUUAUUAUUUUGGGGGGAGGGUAAAAGGCAGGAAAGGGAGAGGGACACAAAAAGAAAAAAAAGGGUAAUGAACUCUCCACUUUCUUUCCCAGAUUGUAAAAUCACUGGGAAUGUUAGAGAUUAAAUAUCAAUCAGACUUGAAUCAUAAAUCAAUUUUCUCUCCAGUACAUCAGUAAGAAAGGCAGUGGGGAUUAUUUAGCAGCUAUAAUGGAGGAAAAAAAAUAAGGAAACUUAUUAUUAAAGGUUUUUAUGGCCAAGGGACUCAGCUCUUGGACUUCUCUGUUAUGAAAAGAGGGAGGAGAUGUCUGCCAUUGUGUGUUUAGGCAUGAAUUGCUACCUUUUCUGAGAAGCAGCAGCAAACUGAACUGAAUAUCAAGUUAGGUCUUGUUUUAUGUAGAGACUCUUUCCAGAAAUGUUGAGAAGCAAAGUACAGGGAAACAGAUCAUAGACAAAGGCCUACCGUUCCCAGUACUACCAACCCCUUUCUUUUGAGACCAAAUAAAACUGAAAAUUCUUACUCUCAACUUUUAGAAAAUUUGCACUUUCUAAAAUUUAACCACCACAAACAAUUGCAUGGAACAGUGAAUACUUUUCAUGUUUACAGAAGCCUAAGAAUUUCACUGUAAGCCUUCAAAAGGAAUACUGUACUUGUAGUGGAUUGGUCUGAACUCUCCUUGUUAAGAUUAAUUCUGUGUAGCAUUGGCUCACUCAUUUGGCUCUGGGGAUAGUUCUUUUGUCCGUUUCUUUCAUCAGGUGCCAAGUGAUCUCAAAAUUUUGCAUGUGAUUAAAUAAGCUUUUUAUGUUGAUGGAAAUUUGUACAAAACAGAACAAGACUCACUGUCUUUUUCUGCACAGAUUUUCCUACCUCUUGUGGUAAUACCAGAUUUUUCAAAAUGCACCAUGUGCUUCUAAAAGCUGUUCUCAGACAUGAAUCUUUGACUUAUUAAGAGUCUCACUGUUAAUAUGUAUUUGUCUUUCAGCAGUUAGUUGAUGUAGGUUUCUGAAAUGUCUAAAACAAGGGUGCUACUUGAUUGUAUUAUUUUGGUACAGAACCAGGAUAGCUCCCUCAUAUCAUAAGCCAAGAUUUUUCAAAAACCAAACAAAAAACCAACAACAAAACAAAAACUCAGCAGCAAAAGUUGUCUUUCCUGUGGGUUUCGCUAUAAUGUCAAAAAGCUGUGUGAUUGUCCUUCCUUGUCAUCCACUUCAGACCGAGUGUAAAGCCUCCUUCUUUUUCUAGCUUUGUGUUUGUUUGUUGUUGUUAAAAAAAAAAAAAAAAGGAUUGCUCUGAUUGUAUAACGUUGGCUCUGAACUGAUAUACACACACCUUGGCAAGCAUCCUUUGUAUUUUCUUCCACUUCUGUGGCUAAUUGCUUACACUGUCAUUCAAAGAGAUCAUUUGGGUUUUGAGCAAAGAAAUAGGCACGCAUCUCCUAAGAAAAGAUGUUCCUUUCAGAGUAAUAGUCAAACAUUUUAGGCAAACUCAAAGACAGGUGGCAGUUAAAGUUUUGUAUUGAUAUUUGAUAUUUAAGUUUCUCACUGAAGACUUGUGAUUGAUAGAGGCUAGUCAUAUUCCUUACAUGCUUAAUGCUUCUUGCAGCAGAAUCGAGCAUAUUCAUGUUCUUUACACAAUGUAACAAAACUCAUUGCUGGAAUAGAUUAGGUUUCUUUCUCUGUUUAAUCUUGUUAAUUAUGACAUCACAUUUCAUUCAUUUCUACCAGUCCAGCAAUUAGAUUUACUUUGUUGUUGUUCUCUCUGCGAGUUGUCAGUAUCUUAAUUUGUUUCUAAUUUUAGUUUCAAAAAGCCACUGUUUGUUACUUCCAUGUAAUUCUAACAUCAGUUUAUAUCUUUGUCAGGAGGCUGAAGUAUGUUUCUACAACUGUUUGAGAGAACUAGACAUAGUUACAACUACAACCAGAGUAACAUCAUUUCCCAGUGCAGAGUCUUGGCUUUAGGGCUGUAAGCAUAAUAAUCAGGAGCAGAGCAAGGAAAGAGGAGAACAAAGGGUGAGUGAUUCUAACAUCACAAAAAAAGGAGGGAACAUUUUUCCUUCUCCUUGUACCACAUGAAAUUUUACAAAGACUGAGUGAUGCAGCAGGAGUUUUCACAGAGAAUCAAGGACUGAAACUUUGAAUGCAUUUCUACCAUACAAAUCAUUCUUCCCUCAUGUUACAUCUGCCUCAUCACUAAUGUUACUAUAGGUAAUGCAGCAUAUGCUCUCAAGUGCUUGCCACAGUUCAAGCUUUGUUUUCAUUGCAGCGUUACAUUUCAGUUUUAAGAAUCUCACUCUCCCUGAAAUGGAAGAAAAGUAUUUUAUCCCCUUUACAUUAUUUACUUUUAAAUACACAGAGAAUUUUAUAAAGAACUGUUGUAACAUGGGUGCUGAACUCGUCUCAUGCUAGCCACAAGGUAAUGUAAGUUGUGUUUGAAGCAGAUGCCUAGAAGAAGCCAGAGUUUUCAUUUAUUAUUUCAUCAUGAGUUAACAAGAGUUCCCAGUUUUACAUUUCAACUAACCACUGAGCUGCAUUCAGCAUAAAAUAAUGCAUAUCUUUCAUUCCAUUGCUGUCUGGUACCUAAAUGUUCUUGUCAGUGUUAAUUUUAUUGAUAGGCUUGCAUUUUAACAAUAAACUUAGGUUCAUUUUUUAGAAGUAAAAACAGGCAGUUUUCUAAACUUUAGAAUUACUGAUUGGAUUUAUUUCUUACAAUGAUCAAAGUUGUAGUCCAGCUGUCAGAUGUUUGUGCUAAAUUGUGAGGAAGUCAAUGCCUUAGUUCACAGUAACACUUCAGUCUCCUACUGAGCAGACACUAAAUUUGCUGCCUAAACAUUUUUGAGAUGAGAGUUCAAAUUACAAAUUCAUACUUGUCUGUCCAAUUCAGAAUCUGAUAUGAAUCAUUAUCUGUUCCACAUGUCUGCAUAGAUAGCAAGGACUGAGUGGGUAUUUUCCCAGAAGAUGGUCAGUCAGGUCUGGUCUACCAGCAAACAGGCCUGACCUGGUACUGCCCAUCUUGUUGUCCUCUGGGGAAAGGACAUUAUUCUUCAGACCUAAGCUAACGAGGUCUCAAUCUGAGCAUAAUCAAAUUAUUUUUGAGGAUUAAUUCUGAGAUAAACUUUAUCUCACUGUAAGGAACAUCUGACUUAGAAGUUAUGCAACAUGCUAAAGUCCUACCUACACCUGGGGCAUGUAACUGAUUUGACCCUUCUUUAACACAGCUUGUUUUCAACGAUGACAUCUUUCAUUAGAUUCUCUUGUCCACAACAGAGACUGAAAGUAUUACAUUAUCCACUUAAAGCAUGUUUUCUUCUAUGGUAUGGAUUUCUCAGGAGCUUUUUAAAAGAUUUUUAAAAACUUCACUUACAGCUAUGUUGGAAAGUAGAAUGCUACAAUUGCAGAUAAACAAGGGACUGGAAUAUCAUGGGCACCAGUGCUUUGACCUGUACUCUGUUUUUCCUUUAGGAGGUGAUUUACAGGAAAAUUGAAUGUAACCUCAUAGAGGCAUCACUUCCAAGAUAAAUGUGCAGAUAUUUUGUUCUGUACUUGGCUGGGAUUUCAGUAGGAGGAUUAAGGGGUAAGAUUUGGUCAGUGGUGUAUAAAUUUUUAUCUUGCAGUGCAAUAUAUAUGUAAGAAAAAAAGCCCCAGUCCAUAGUUUGUACUGAUUAGUUUUUAACUGGAUUAAACUGAAUCUCAGUGCA